AUGCGCACACUACGGAGAGACGAUCCAACGCCGACAUUACUGCUCGCUUCCGAGCUUACUCUCCCCAGCGGGUCAGGAGCAACGGGGCUCCGUCUCCCGGGUAGGGGACAUCACUUGCAGGUGCAGUUCGAACCGCAUUUGCAGUCGUUCUCGGCGACGGCGGCGACCAUCGCAAACGACUCAAAUGACCUGCGAGGAGAGGACACGUCGGCCGACGGCAGAGGGCGGUUACAGCGAGCGGGAAGAACGUGCUAUUCGAUGCACUGUUGGGCUAGAGAGGGAAGGAGGCCUACCCCCUAGCGGAGGCAACUCCCAUGAUCAUGGUUCCGGUGGUGGCGAUCUUCUCUUCCGAGUCCAGGUCAGGGAACAUCUUGGAUCUGCGGUGAGAGAAGAAAAAAUAGCAUGAGAUGAUGAAGAAAUCGAUCUGUUCUGUGGAUAGACUGUACCGCGGAGAUGAGAAUGGCUGUAGAACUAAGAUGAUGAUAUAGGUGAGGAAAACAUUAAACAGAUCGUCCGAUAAACGAGUGAGAGCUGUCUCCUGGACAAGAGGAUGGAGGAAUCCUCCUCCUGGAGACUGGUCGAGACCUCAGCCUUCUAGUGUGAGAGAAAUUGAAAAACCAACGCAACUCAAACCCCGAGACGACGAGUACGAUAAACAAUGUCGGCGACGAUCUUCAAAAAUCUCGGACGAUGAUCGUCGGAGAUGCUAGUCCUCCGAACGACAGAAGAUCAGAGCAAACGCAAGCCAAAAUCGGCCUCGAUAGGCAUGAUUCGGGGAUCGAACAGGACGAUAAAACGGCAGCAGUACGAUCUCAGACGAAGAUCUGGCGCAGAGCUUGGGAUUACCCCCCGCAUCCGCCGCAGACGCACUUCCCACUGGUGCAAGACAUGGCUGCUCUCGGUAGGUGGAGUGAGAGGAAAUGGGGAGAGGACAAGUGAUGAAAGGCUACCGCGGAGCGGGGUGGGGAGGAAGCCCGCCGGAGUCGCCCUUUUUAUAGCCCAGCCGGGGGGGGGACAGCGGAAUCUCGAACCAUCAUCCUCCACCGUCAAAUUUCCAUCAAUCAUAUGGUACAGUCUCGCAUCCCGAGGAGAUAACCUGAAAAUAUCCCGCUUGGCGGACAUAUAUCCACGUCACCAUUCCACUGGACCCUAAAUGAUUAGUCGUAUGUGAACAUUAUUUCGUCAUCACCCUUCGACGGGUAUUUCCAGCGGUAAAUAUAAACAUCAUUUAA
Molecule: messenger RNA, 1232 nt
Organism: Spirodela intermedia
Lineage: Eukaryota; Viridiplantae; Streptophyta; Magnoliopsida; Alismatales; Araceae
Source: the annotation of a GenBank genome assembly